Molecule: messenger RNA, 216 nt
Organism: Akanthomyces muscarius
Lineage: Eukaryota; Fungi; Ascomycota; Sordariomycetes; Hypocreales; Cordycipitaceae
Exons: 3
Coding region: 1-216 (71 amino acids)
Source: RefSeq, a predicted model, not a curated record
AUGAAAACAGCAGGAGAACCCACCGGCAUUCUUAGCCUGCCUCUUGAACUACGUCGUGUCAUCGUUCUCAGCGUCCUGAGAACUGCUUCGAUCCCUUUUGCGCCGCCAGCUCAGAACCGGUUGAAACACUUUUUUUUACUCUUCUUCCUUUUUAGAGGCCGCGACCCAAGCCACCGCGAUACUGCAUUGCGCAACUCAGGAACUGUCCUCUUGUAA